Molecule: messenger RNA, 6538 nt
Organism: Hypanus sabinus (Atlantic stingray)
Lineage: Eukaryota; Metazoa; Chordata; Chondrichthyes; Myliobatiformes; Dasyatidae
Gene: ext2
Product: exostosin glycosyltransferase 2
Exons: 14
Coding region: 256-2412 (718 amino acids)
Cellular component (GO): membrane
Molecular function (GO): glycosyltransferase activity
Source: RefSeq, a predicted model, not a curated record
AGCGUUUGUCUUCUCCCUUCGGGCAGCGGUCCGGACCGGGGGAAGCGAGCGCCGGGACGCCGCCUGCAGUGAGGCGACAGGCUUCCAGGGGGCGGUGGCGGCGGAGUUGCCCGCGCGGCAGCGAGGAAGGGGGUCGCUUUACGCAGCCGCGGAUAUUUGCUGCAUUUGAUUUCCCAAUCUGCCUGGGGAUGGAGCUUCGGGUUUAACACCGAGGGCUGUGCCUUCAUCCAGAACCCAUUGGAAGGCAGUAACAUUAUGUAUGCUUCAACCAAGUACAGCAGUCGGGGCCCAACCCUUAUUCCCAGGAUGAAAACCAAGCAUCGAAUUUAUUACAUAGCACUUUUCUCAAUUGUGUUACUCGGACUUAUAGCCACAGGAGUGAUUCAGUUCUGGCCAAAUACAAUAGAAGCUACCAGUGAAUGGACUGUUGAAAAGCGCAGCAUCCAUGAUGUUCCUGAAGUCAAAUUAUCUGAAGAUGAUCCUAUUCCUGAACGAGGGGACUUGAGCUGCAGAAUGCACACUUGUUUUGAUGUAUACCGUUGUGGGUAUAAUCCCAAGAACAAAAUAAAAGUCUAUAUUUAUCCAUUGAAAAAGUAUGUGGAUGAGCAUGGUACUGUGGUCAGCAACACCAUUUCCAAAGAAUAUAAUGAAUUAUUGACUGCCAUUUCUGAAAGCGACUUUUAUACAGAUGAUAUCAAUAGGGCUUGUUUGUUUAUUCCGUCGAUUGAUAUGCUUAAUCAGAAUAACCUCAGGAUAAAGGAAACAGCACAAGCCUUGGCCCAGCUGAUCAGAUGGGAUAGAGGGACAAACCACUUGCUGUUUAACAUGCUUCCCGGAGGCCCUCCUGAUUAUAAUACUGCACUAGACGUUCCACGCGGCAGGGCGCUUCUUGCUGGUGGAGGUUUUUCCACAUGGACCUAUCGACAAGGUUAUGAUGUCAGUAUUCCAGUUUUUAGUCCGUUGUCAGCAGAUGUCAAACUACCUGAGAAGAUGCCUGGUUACCGGAUGUAUUUUAUCUUGUCGGCACAAACUGCUAUCCAUUCAGAAUACCGUUCUGAACUGGAGGCAAUAGAGGCAGAACAUAAAGAUGCUCUCCUAAUCCUUGAUAAAUGUACAAAUUUGUCAGAAGGUGUCUCUUCCACACGGAAACGGUGCCACAAAAAUCAGGUCUUCAAUUACCCACAAAUAUUACAGGAAGCCACGUUUUGUAUUGUGCUGCGUGGAGCUCGUCUUGGGCAAGCAAUCCUAAGUGAUGUCCUUCAAGCAGGUUGCAUUCCAGUAAUUGUUGGAGAUUCUUACAUCCUCCCAUUUUCAGAAGUGCUGGACUGGAAAAGAGCUUCUGUAGUCGUACCAGAAGACAAACUUUCUGAAAUGUACAGUAUUUUAAAGACUAUUCCUCAGCAGCAAAUUGAAGACCUGCAAAGACGGGCAAGGUGGUUCUGGGAAGCUUAUUUUAAAUCGAUGAAAGCCAUUGGACUUGCUACUUUGCAAAUCAUCAAUGACAGAAUCUACCCUUAUGCUGCCAAAUCUUAUGAGGACUGGAAUGAUCCAACAACUGUGAAAGUGGUGAGUGUGAACAAUCCUCUCUUCCUCCCACUCAUUCCACCUCGGUCUCAAGGCUUCACUGCUGUUGUUCUCACCUUUGACCGUGUUGAGAGUUUAUUCCGAGUGAUCACUGAGAUUUCCAAAGUGCCCAGCCUUUCCAAGUUGCUAGUUGUGUGGAACAAUCAGAACAAAAGCCCCCCUGAAGAGUCAGCAUGGCCCAAGAUUGGAGUACCUCUCAAAGUUGUAAGGACUAAAGAAAACAAGUUGAGUAACAGAUUCUUUCCUUAUGAUGAAAUUGAAACGGAAGCUGUUCUGGCAAUUGAUGAUGAUAUCAUCAUGUUGACAUCAGAUGAAUUGCAGUUUGGUUACGAGGUAUGGCGCGAGUUCCCUGACAGGCUGGUUGGGUACCCUGGUCGACUUCAUUUGUGGGACCAAGAGACAAGCAAGUGGAAAUAUGAGUCAGAAUGGACAAAUGAGGUCUCAAUGGUUUUAACAGGAGCGGCUUUCUACCACAAGUAUUUUAAUUAUUUGUACACCUACAAGAUGCCAGGUGAUAUUAAAAAUUGGGUGGAUGAACACAUGAACUGUGAAGAUAUUGCUAUGAACUUCUUGGUAGCCAACAUGACUGGAAAAGCUCCAAUUAAGGUAACCCCACGUAAAAAGUUCAAGUGCCCGGAGUGCACUGCAAUUGAUGGACUGUCACUGGACCAGACCCAUAUGGUGGAACGGUCAGAAUGCAUCAAUAAAUUUGCAUCUGUGUUUGGGAUCAUGCCACUGAAAGUAGUGGAGCAUCGAGCAGACCCUGUCUUGUACAAGGAUGACUUUCCUGAGAAGUUGAAGAGUUUUCCUAAUAUUGGUAGUUUAUAAAAUGGAAAUCAUCAAAAUCUUGGCCACAUUAACCGCACCUUUGUGGCACUACAAGAUGCUUUAAUAAGGUGUGACUGCUGUAUGUUUUGAAACCAGGUGAUCAGGAAUUUAAAGUUAUCUCCUGCUGAAAUAGCAUUUACAAACUGCAGAUCCUACAUUCAAUGUAUUUUUAAAAUGAUGGAUGUUGAUGAAUUUACAUUAGAUUGACAUGGCAAAAAAGAUUCUGUUUUUAAAUUAAGUGUAUUUUAUAUUUUGAUGACUAGCGAAGAGCAAAACCCAAGUUUGCUCACAAUGCAUUUUGACUAUGCAGUUGCUUUUUAAUUAAUAUUACACAAUAUUGCUGGUUCAGGCAUUAAAAUAUUGGUCGAACUGUUCUCAAACUCAUUUGUGUUGAUCAUGUUACUGACAAAUUCCAUUUUAACAUUGAUGCAGGCGUAACACUAGAAGCUUACUGUGCCCUUGAUUAGUUAUUCACAAUGUAUAGUUCAAAGUAAUACUUCAAAUGAACUUGCCUUUGUAGAAAUAUGGCAUCUUUUUAGAUUGGUCAUAUUGAACAUUAUUAUCUAGAAUAGCCCCUUAUCUUGAAGUCUAUAUUUAAACUGUAGUAUUUAAUGUACAAACAAUGAUGCUGAAAGAAGCUGAUCUUGACAAGAAAGGCAGGGGAAACGGAUAGCUGGCGUUGGAGGCAGUGAUGUCCUGAGAAGGCCCUGUCAUGUCCAAGGAUGACUUCCCAGAGAAGAUGAAGAGUUUCCCCAAUAUUUACGGUGUACUGGUGAAUAGUGGGAAAGGGGACACUUAAGGUUGGUGCUUAAGUAUCAGAUCACCAUCCAGAAAACCUAGUUGGCAUAUCCAGGCUGUUAGACUUUGAGUUAAGGGUAUGAUUGAUGCUAUCUUUCUACAUUAUAUCACACUAAACAAACCUGAUACCCUUCAGUGAUUACAAGAAUUGAGUGUCUGCUGCCACCUCUGCAGUCAAAUUCCUGCAAGAAUCAUUGCCUUGAGGUGGGGAACAAACAUCACUGGAAAUACACUGGAAAUAUUUUUUUUUAAACAGUUUUGUUGAAAUAUGUUUAUACAAUAAAGGUGCACUGAUAGUUAAGAUCUGAACCAAAAUCUUGCAAUUCUACAUGUAAGGGUGAUGCAUGACUGGAUCCUAGCCAGAUGCAAAAGAAUUAGGAACUUACAAGAAUCCUAGGAAUUCCGUGUAAAAUGCAUCUCCUUGUUACUGGUGUUAGUAAGUUGGUGAUCUUGAGGUUGUUCAUUAGGCAGUGCAUGAAGUUAUUGCAGAGUGAAUCCAGCAGUAUACUCAAAAGCGUUGUAUUAGAACUCAUGAUUUAUAUUACACUCUGUCAUUUAUAAAAUGAGGGAUUUGGCAAGUUCCAGAGUUCCAUUGAUUCAUUUGAUGUAAUCAAAUCUUCCUGAUAUAAUACAGGCACCUAGCUGCUUUAAACUGGUGCAGCAUUUUGCACAUUUGUUUCCUUCCAAAGGGCUGCCUGUUGAACAACAGUCUGCUUAGAUAUAUUUAAUUGAUGCCAGUUAUAGCUAUCAUUGAGAGAAACCAAGAAUGUUCCUGAUUUGUGGAGCCAUUUAUACUAAAAUAUUUUCCAACAGCUGCUAUAUUCCAUUUUAACAUCACAAAAUCCAGUCCCAAUUAUCUCCUCUGCAGCAGUUUCUUUGCUGUGAUCUAGCUAUUAAGGCAUAAGUUUUAUUUUCCCUGUUUAUCAUGACCUAUUGAGGCAUAAUAUCGAUACUUUGAUAAUCAUAAUACUUCAGAGAGGAUUAAUGAAUUGAAAGUAAUGUCAAAACAAUACCAUUGGAACCAUGAGUUACAAGGGCCAAAAUAUAGAUAUUUUGCAUACUGCCUGUUAUUCCUAAAUGUUAUUCCUAGAUCAGGUAACUUUAGUUGGUGAUGAUAUCCCACUGUCAGUGAUUAGCAUUAAUGUACCUGCAUUGACUUUAUAAUAAAUCUAUUUUCUGACAAUGCAAGAGGAAUUAAUGGUGUCUGCUAAAAUUUACCACUUGAUUUUAAAACAUUUUCUAAAUCUUAAUUAGUUACAUCCUUUGCAGUACAGAAAAAAAGAACUUGUAUUUAUGAAUCUCCUCCCAUCAAUGCAUAUCAAUGUACUUAAAUACAGAAAUUAUUUUUGAGCUAAAGUGAUAUAUAAUUAAAAGCAGCUCCCAUUUUCCACUACUUAACUUUCAAUGUGUUUUAGAUGGCACUAAUAUCUGUGGAUAGGUACAUAAAUGGGAGAGGUAUAAGAGGGCUGUGGUCUGGGUUCAGAUGAGGCCAGAUGAAGACCAGACCAGCAGAAACUAGAUGGACCAAAGGGCUGUAGUGCUGUAUGACUAGUUGAAGAUGAAAUGUUGGCUAGGAGAUGCAAAUAUUAUUAAAUUGCUGAUGGUGUUUACAAGUUUUGUGAUUACAAAACUAAUUUCACUUGUAGGAAUUAAACGCAGAAUUUUAGUGAAAUUUGCCUUUACCUUACCAAAUAUAAAUUGUUAGAAUCUAGUUCCAGUGUUUUUUUGUGUGGCGAAAAUCAACUUGAACUGUAUUUGGCCAUCGUUUCUUUCUCUGAAACCUAUUAAACAACUAUAGCAGCUUUUCAGUGAAAUUUUUCACAGCGCAUAGAAAUCAUACUUUGGAUUACAUCGUUGUAAUACCCUUUAUUUACCUGACUGAUGGAUAAUAUCACAAAAACAAGGAAGCUAAAGAAUCCCAACUCCGGGUACUGUUUACACAUUCAAUUCCUAUCAAUAGUUAAUAUGUACACUGUGUAUGCCUACACUUUAAAUGAUACAAUAGGUUACCAAUUAGUAUACCACAAUUUGUUGCAGUUUAAUUUUGUUUAUUAUUUACUGAUUUUUAUCCCACAUCAGAUUGUAUUUGAUCCAGACAAUAUAAGGGAAAAUCGGCUAGAGCUCCCAAUCCAUCUGAUUUCUGCUGGAAAGAGUAUUUGUGGAACUGCAGUGAAACAUACCCUGUUUCAAUAGUCUUUUGGCUCACAGCCAUACUUAAACAUGAAAAGCUGAUAGUUAGCUCUUGUUUUGAAAGCCUGUUGGUACAAGUAAGAGUUGACAUCUUAAGGCUAGAAAGGAAAAAGAGUUCUAAAUACUAGAAGAUUAUAUAUUAAUGGAAAAAAUAUCAAAUUUUGAAUUAGUAUGGUAUUUAGAAUAACCUAUUAAAAACAGAUGUCUAAACUUUUGCAGCAAGUUGCAUUGCACAUCUAAAUUAUGGACUUAAGUUUUUAAAAUAUCACAAGGUGAAAAGUAUAUAACAUUCACCAUUUAAAACCAGAGUUGCUAACUGGAAAUCUAGUGUCUGUGAACUUUAAUAGUAUAAGGAACGGUGACACAACCCCAAUGCUAGAGACAUUGACUCAAACAAAUAAAAGGGAAAUGUACCACUGAUAACAUUUCUCACUAUUUAAAAACAUAGAAUACCAUUUUUGGAUGCAGUUGUGGAGGGAUAUAAAAAAAAAGGCUUUUGUUAGAAAUAAACUAAGGUUGGUCUAUUGGCCCUUCUCUUCUGAUCUAAUAGGUGAAGAAUUGAUGUAAUCCCAUGUUCAAGUAGAAAUAUUAAUGAGGUUACCAACGUGGAAUGUGCAACUGGUCCUGCCACUUGCCAGGAAUGGUAAACUUGGGAGGCUGUAAAAUGUUCUCCUGUGUCAUGAAAGCAAGCAAACUCAACUCAUGAAUACUUUUUGUUCAAUAAUAAGAUUUGGACGACAAUAAUCAAGGGACUUAUUAACUACUUACACUAUUGUAUAUUAAAUGCUUUUCUUUGAAAUUGAAUGAAUGUAUUAAGAACCUGAACCUCAAAGUCCUAAAAUUAUACAUUGGAUCUCCACAUCUAUAAACUAUUCAUUGGCAUUGUUGAUUUUUCUCUGAGGUUUGUAUAACCAUAAAUGAUAAAAUUAUUUCCUAUAUUGUCCCCGUUCUUUGAGUUUGUAUUUUAAUACUUAUUUUUUUGUCAAAUGUCAUUGUGAUUUUAUUGUACAUGAUUACUUGUGACUUGUCUUUGUCUGUACACGAUAAAUUACUGAUGUCUGUCUCAUAGACAAUAGAGCUGUGUAAUGUUCUUUGGGUAAACAGCUGUGAAUCAUUUAAAUAAAUUGAUUUACUAUUA